Molecule: messenger RNA, 1725 nt
Organism: Penicillium cinerascens
Lineage: Eukaryota; Fungi; Ascomycota; Eurotiomycetes; Eurotiales; Aspergillaceae
Gene: phoD
Product: phosphate:H+ symporter
Exons: 3
Coding region: 1-1725 (574 amino acids)
Biological process (GO): transmembrane transport; phosphate ion transport
Cellular component (GO): membrane
Molecular function (GO): phosphate transmembrane transporter activity
Source: RefSeq, a predicted model, not a curated record
AUGAAUCACCACGAGGAGGCUGGAAUCUCUCCUGAUGAGACUUCCAGCAUUUCCGACCCCUUCGAGCGCCGUCGCCUGGCUCUCGCCCGUAUUGAUGAUGCUCCCUUCGGCUGGCACCACGUCCGCGCCGUCGUCGUUGCUGGCGUUGGUUUCUUCACUGACUCCUACGAUAUCUUUGCAAUUAACCUGGCCGUUUCCAUGCUCGGUGUUGUUUACUGGCAAGAUGCGAAAACUGGCACCGGCAAGCUCCCCUCGUCUUCCGACACCGCCAUCAAGGUUGCAACCUCCGGCGGCACUGUCAUCGGCCAGCUCUUCUUUGGUUGGCUUGCGGACCGCAUUGGACGCAAGCGUAUGUACGGAAUCGAGCUCAUGAUCAUCAUCCUGGCCACUCUUGCCCAGGCGCUUUCCUCUGCCUCUCGCGCUAUCUCCAUCACCGGUCUCCUCAUCUUCUGGCGGGUCAUCAUGGGCAUCGGUAUCGGCGGCGACUACCCACUGUCUUCGAUCAUUACUUCCGAGUUCGCAACCACAAAGUGGCGUGGUGCCAUGAUGGGUGCCGUGUUCGCCAUGCAGGGUAUUGGCCAGUUUACCGCUGCCAUAAUAGCUCUCAUCGUGACUGCAGGCUUCCGCAAGUCUUUGGAGUCUUUCAAGGAUGUCGGCCACUGCACCGGGGCCUGCCAGCUUGCAGUGGACAAGAUGUGGCGUGUGGUGAUCGGCUUCGGAGCAGUGCCUGCUUGUGCUGCUCUUUACUACCGAUUGACCAUCCCAGAGACCCCUCGUUACACCUUUGAUGUGAACCGAGACAUUGUCAAGGCCGACGAGGACAUCCGCGCCUACAUCAAGGGCCACCCCGAAGGCCACCCAGAUGAUAUGCAGUGCAUCAUGGUCCUUCGUAACGAGAGCAUCGAGUACCUGGCCCCCAAGGCCAGCAUGGCCGACUUCUGGAACCACUAUGGCAACUGGAAGAAUGGCAAGGUCCUCCUUGGGACUGCUGGUUCCUGGUUCUUCCUUGAUGUUGCUUUCUACGGUCUGGGUCUCAAUAACUCAAUUAUCCUCAGUGCUAUCGGCUGGACUGGGGGAAAGAACGUCUACGAAACUUUCUACCGCAACGCCGUUGGAAACUUUAUCCUGGUCUGCGCGGGUGCCAUCCCUGGGUACUGGGUCACUGUAGCCACAGUCGAUACCAUCGGGCGCAAGCCAAUCCAACUGGCCGGCUUUAUCCUCUUGACAAUCUUGUUCAUCAUCAUCGGUUUUGCUUUCGAGCCCCUCAAACAUUCGGACAACGGUCUGCUGGCAAUGUACAUUCUUGCGCAAUUCUUCAAUUUCGGACCCAACGCUACUACCUUCAUCGUCCCUGGCGAGUGCUUCCCAACUCGGUACCGUUCUACGUCGCACGGUAUCAGCGCAGCGUCUGGAAAGAUCGGCGCCAUCAUUGCACAGUGCGUGUUUGGUCCUUUGGUCCACCGCGGUGGAAAAAAGGAUGGCUCCGACUCUCCUUGGUUGAACCAUGUCAUGCAGAUCUUCGCUCUGUUUAUGUUCUGCGGAAUUUUCACCACCCUGUUGAUCCCAGAGACCAAGCGAAAAUCUCUGGAGGAGCUCAGCGGCGAGGAUUACUACAACAAUUCCGCCUUCGAAAUGACCAAUACCGACCCCGACAAACUCGGCGAGUCUGGUGGCCCCAAGAAUCCCACCAUGACCACCGUCCAGGGAAACGGGAACGGCAACUGA